ACGGUGUGUCUGGGUGCCAGUCAGUCACUGCAUCGGGUCCAUCUGCACAAGUCUCUCUGCCUGCCUCCCUCUCCCUUCCUCCUCCUUCUCCUCCGAGCUCUUUUUUUAUUUUUUUAUUUUUUUUUGCACCAAGCCCACCAGAGACACGGAACGCUCCCAGCCUCUUCUUCCCCACUGCCAUGGAAAAUAUACACUGAUACAAUAGAUCUGGGUGCUUCUCCCUUUCCCCUCACCCCACUUCUCCCCAAAAAAAAAGAACAAGGGGAUCUCUCAACUCGUCAUUUUUUCCUCUCUUUUUUGCCACUUUGUGCUGGGGAUUAUCAAUUUUUGGUUUUGUUUUUUCGCUUUUGCUUUUCAAUCCCCUUCCCCCUUCUGUCUUUAGGAUUAAAAUCCUGACCUUAUUCCUGUGAUGGAGGACAGCGGGAUUCACAGAGGGAUAUGGGAUGGAGACGCCAAAGCGGUCCAGCAGUGUCUGACGGACAUUUUCACCAGCGUUUACACCACUUGUGACAUCCCGGAAAACGCCAUCUUCGGCCCUUGCGUGCUCAGCCAUACCUCGCUCUACGACAGCAUCGCUUUCGUCGCGCUCAAGUCCACCGACAAGAGGACCGUGCCCUAUAUAUUCAGGGUAGACACCUCGGCAGCCAACGGCUCCUCGGAAGGCUUAAUGUGGCUGCGGCUGGUCCAGUCUGCCAGAGACAAAGAGGAGCAAAACCUCGAAGCCUACAUAAAAAAUGGACAAUUGUUUUACCGCUCCCUCCGACGGAUUGCCAAAGACGAGGAAUUAUUGGUUUGGUACGGGAAGGAGCUGACCGAGUUACUGCUGCUGAGCACCGCCAGGACGCACAGCAAAAUGAAUGAGUCGCCCCCUUAUACUUGCAUCGAGUGCAGCCAGCGCUUCCAGUUCGAGUUCCCGUAUGUGGCGCACCUGCGCUUUCGCUGCCCCAAGCGACUGCACGGCGCAGACAGCAGCCCGGCCGACGACUCCAGCACCAAGGACAGCAACACCAAGGAGCAGGAGGGCGCCUUGGGGCCGGGAGCCACCAAGUUCCACGGCAAGCCCACCGGGGGCGCCACGCCUCAGCACCCGCCGCCCCAGCACCAUCGCCACCACUACCACGGCGCUCAGGACAGCAACGGCAACGCGGGCGUGACCAAGCCUUCCACGGACUUCCACAACUUGGCGCGCGAGCUGGAGAACUCGCGGCACAACAGCAGCUCCCCCAGCAGCCGGGAGCAGCUGGAGGGCAGCCCGGACGCCAGCCAGAGCCACGGCAGCAGAGCCAAGAGGAAAUACCCGGCCGGGGAGCAGCUGGCGGAGGAGAGAGGAGCGGCGGCGGCAGCGGCUAGGGGGCGCUUGGAGAGGCCGGUGCCUUCUUCGCCGAAGGAGGAGCUUGUGUGCACCCCGCAGCAGCAAUACCGGCCGGCGGGGAGCUAUUUCGGCCUGGAGGAGAGCAGCCGUCUGUUCGGCCCGCCCAGCCCGGAGACCGGAGAAGCCAAGCGGAGCGCCUUCGUGGAAGUGAAGAAGGCCUCCCGAGGGCUGGAAGCAGGCGACGAGGAGAAAGAGCGCGGCUCCCCGGGCAGCGCGCAAGCGGGCGGCGCGGCGGACAAGGCGCCCGGGCACCUGCUGGGCGCGCGCUCCGGAGGCAGCGCCUUCUCCACAGUGCCCUCCUCGCAGCCUUCCAGCGUGGGCAGCCCGGAGGAGAGGAAGAGCGCGUUCUCGCAGCCGGCGAGAUCCACUUUCUCCACUUCGUCGGCCUCUUCGUCGGCCCACGUUACGCAGCUGGUGCUGGGCCAGAAGCUGAGCGCGCUGGUGGAAGCCGGCUGCCACGCGGGCGCGGAAGGAAGCGCGCGCCUUUACGCGCCGGACCCGCUGGCGGUCAAGCUGCAGGGCGCGCCCGGGGAACUGAACGGCGGCGGCGGCGGAGCAGGAGGGGCAGCCGGGGCUGGAGGAGCAGGAGGAGUUGGGGUCACCGCGGGAGGGGGCGGGCUUCCCAAGCAAAGCCCCUUCCUCUACGCCACCACCUUUUGGCCCAAGAGCUCGGCGGCGGCCGUGGCGGCGGCAGCGGCGGCAGCGGGUCCCCUCCAACUGCAGCUGCCCUCGGCCCUCACGCUGCUGCCGCCGUCCUUCACUUCGCUGUGCCUGCCGGCGCAGAACUGGUGCGCCAAGUGCAACGCCUCCUUCCGCAUGACCUCCGACUUGGUUUACCACAUGCGCUCCCACCACAAAAAGGAGUACGCGCUCGAGCCGCUGGUCAAGAGGCGGCGCGAGGAGAAGCUCAAGUGCCCCAUAUGCAACGAGUCCUUCCGGGAGCGCCACCACCUCUCCAGGCACAUGACUUCGCACAACUGAGGCUGACCUGGCUCUGCGCGCCGAAACCCCAAGCGCAGCGCAACUUUCAGGACCUCCUGCCCAACCCACUGCCACCCCUCUUCCUCCUCCUCCAAGGAAUUCUGGGCAUUGUAGGGUCUGGGAAAUCUCUCUCUCUGGUGGAGAGUUUCCCGGAACUGGGACAAACGUUCAACUUCCCAGAAUUCUUUUGGGUAUGCUGUGAAGGCGAAACCGGUCUCAAGCUGGUCUGCAUUUGUAGUGUCCAGGUUUCCAAAGAGAGGGGGAGCGCAAUACGGCAUAUCCAUGUGCACACACACCUAUAGGCCUGCAUCCCUGGGGUGAGAGACACACUCACGGGCACUUAAAAUGUAAAGCAGCAUCGCAGCAUCAGCAAGGAGAGGAGCAGGGUGAUGGAGGCUACGGAUCAGGCAUCCCAGAAUAGUUCUGGAGUAGCCUCCUUGAUUCCCACCAGAGCUUCAAGGAAGGCUUUAAAAGGCCCUUAAAAUGGAAGUAACUGCAGAGUCUUUGAUUUUUUACAUGAUACCUCCAGAAUAUUCCACAAAGCAUUUCAUUCUGGCAUAGCUUCAUCAACGUCUGAUGAAUUCACAUUCACAACUUGCCUAACCGUACUUCAUACCACUUUUUCUGAUUUCUUUAUUUUGGGGAGCAGUCACAAGAUUUCAGAUAUUAUUGUCAUCAUCAUUACUGCUACUCCUAUUGCUGUUUUGAGUGACUGGGUUGUAACCAGAGGCAAUAAACCAUUUUCACUGGAAUAGCUAUGACUCCAAGUUAAGCUGUUGUGGGAUGGGUCUUAAGCAUGCCAGAGCCCUAAAAUAAUCUAAUUAAUUUUGGAAUGAGACCUUCAAACCUAGGGGGACUUAGGACUACAUGUGUGCAAUCCUAUGGAAGUUCCACUGAACUCUGGGAGCCCUUCUUAAACAUGCAUAGGAUGAGACUGUAAAGUAGAAUGGUUUUAGAGCAGGGACGGAACACCUUGGGCCUGUGGCCUGAAUGCAGCCCCCUAGGCCUCUCUCUGGCCCUCAGGCCAUGCAACCGAGGCCACGCCCUUCUCUGCAAACCACACCCCUCACUUGCCCUGCUGUGAAUGUUCCUUGAGAACUUUUGCCUGGCUGGGAUAUGCCAUUGAAUGGUGAUGGUGCUUCUUGUCCACUUACACGGAGAGAGAUGUGAUGUAGCUUAGCAUACAAAGGUGAGCUGCUGUAUCUGUUGCUCUGCUCACUAUUGCCUCUGGUCCCACACACUUUUGCCUCUCCCCACUCUGGCAAUAUGGCGUGCCAAAAGCUGGAAGCCUGCCGUGCCAGGAUGUGGCUUUAAGGAGGAAAAGGGUUUCCCAACCCUGAGUUGAGAGUGAGCUGUGUGGCUGCUGUGUUCUUUGAAGGCAUUCUUAGAUAAGAACCGGCAGCACUAUGAGCAUCUCAACCCUCUCUUGGAGCUGACGGAAAUGUAAAUGUAAUGGAAGAUGUAAGCCAAGCUGGACGGGACGUGGGUGGCACUGUGGUCUAAACCAUAGAGCCUAGGGCUUGCUGAUCAGAAGGUCGGCGGUUCAAAUCCCCGCGAUGGGGUG
Messenger RNA from Podarcis muralis (Common wall lizard), 3917 nucleotides. RefSeq names its product PR/SET domain 8 (gene PRDM8). Gene Ontology annotation, biological process: oligodendrocyte development; regulation of DNA-templated transcription. NCBI's taxonomy places the organism in Eukaryota, Metazoa, Chordata, Lepidosauria, Squamata, Lacertidae. Gene Ontology annotation, molecular function: protein binding. Gene Ontology annotation, cellular component: nucleus. The record is from RefSeq and is a predicted model, not a curated record.